CUGGUCCUUACCCCCCUUCCCCGACACACACACCACACUCACAUGGACUUUAUCAAGAACUUGAAGAUUUCCGACGACGAUAAGGAGGCUGGGAAGCCUUCGGCCCAGUCUGCACCCGCCGAACCAAAGAAAGAGGGCCUGUUCGACAAGAUCAGCGACGCACUCAAAGGAGAGGAACCGGCUCCUCCCCCUCCCCCGCCUGCUCCUGCAAAGAGCGACAACCUCUUUGACAAAAUCGGUGAGGCUCUGGGACGUAAAGAAUCUCCUCCCCCUCCACCACCUCCCGCUCCCGAGAAGAAAGACAUCUUUGAGAAGAUUGGAGAUGCUCUGAGCGGUAGGAAGACACCCCCUCCUCCGCCCCCACCCCCGGAGAAGAAGGACAUCUUCGACAAGAUUGGUGAUGCAAUCAGCGGCAGGAAGACGCCACCACCUCCCCCCGAGCCUGAGAAGACCGACCUCCUUUCAAAGAUCUCCUCAACGAUUAGUGGAAAGAAGGAAGAACCUCCAAAGCCUCAAACACUCGCCGACAAGAUCAACCAUGCACUCGGCGGGGGCGCAGCUGGCGAGGCAAAGGAAGGCAAGCUGGAUAAGGCUAUCGACCUCUUCCAGGAACACAUCCUCAAGGAAGGACCCCAAGACAAUGAGUCCGCUUUGGAGCAACUCAAAGACAAGCAGAUUGCAGAUGCUAUCAGGAAGACUCUGGGUCUCGAGAAGAAGAAAGAGUGA
This is a messenger RNA of Coprinopsis cinerea okayama7#130, 726 nucleotides long. RefSeq lists its product as hypothetical. The transcript has 4 exons. Lineage: Eukaryota; Fungi; Basidiomycota; Agaricomycetes; Agaricales; Psathyrellaceae. Bases 43 to 726 code for a protein of 227 amino acids. The record is from RefSeq and is a predicted model, not a curated record.